AUGCAGAGGAUGAUGUCUUAUGUGUUUCCAGUGGGCUCCUUUGGCCACUCCAAUAGGUUGUUCUCACGGGAUUUUGCCGAGAUCCAGAAGCAAGGGAUCCAGGAAAACGGGAUUUACAAACCUUCAGCAUCAGCAUUUGAGGCUUAUUGUGACAUGGUGACCGAUGGCGGGGGAUGGACCGUCUUCCAGCGUCAGGAGGACGGCUCGGUGGAUUUCAACCGGACUUGGGAGGAGUACAAGCGAGGGGUCUGCAGCCUGGAGAGGGAGCACUGGCUGGUGAACGAGGCUGUGCACGGGCUGACAGGUGGCGGUGGGGGGGGGAGGCAACACGCGCUACGGAUGGCGCUGGAGGACUGGCACGGGGUGCAGAGUCACACCGUAUACAGGAGGUUCAGGCUGGCCGGGGAGCAGGGCAACUACAGGCUGACGGUCAGGGAGUACCGGGUCAACGCAGGCAACAGGCUGAGCUACAACCAUGUCCGCAAGCCCUUCAGCAUGGACGACAACAACAACUACGCUGGCGGCAACUGUGGCUCCUAUUACGGGGCCUGUCUCCUGUCAGCCUAUCUCGAGGCCAAUCUGAACGGCCGCUAUUACACAGGCAAGUACAGCAGCCUGACUGACGGUAUCUACUGGGGAGCCUGGUACGUCCUGACAGAUAGGCGGACUCAGCAGAAAUACUCCUUCAAACGGUUGGAAAUGAAGACGAGACUGCUUGGCUUUUAA
Molecule: messenger RNA, 726 nt
Organism: Callorhinchus milii (elephant shark)
Lineage: Eukaryota; Metazoa; Chordata; Chondrichthyes; Chimaeriformes; Callorhinchidae
Product: fibroleukin
Source: RefSeq, a predicted model, not a curated record